Messenger RNA from Punica granatum (pomegranate), 1206 nucleotides. The record is from RefSeq and is a predicted model, not a curated record. NCBI's taxonomy places the organism in Eukaryota, Viridiplantae, Streptophyta, Magnoliopsida, Myrtales, Lythraceae.
UUGAUGAUAUGAGCAAUUGAUGGAAGCUUCGGGCUGAAGGGAAUUUGGCUGCGGGCCCAUCUUCAGUUCUGUUUGGGCGUAGCAUGAAGUCAUCCUCCGUUACCCGUCCGGCAGGACACAGUAGCAGCAGCAGCUCUCUCUCUCUCUCUCUCUCUCUCUCGUCCUUUCCCUCCCCCACCCCAAGACAACUUCAGACUUGAGUUGUCGGACGCCAGUCCAGCUGCUGCUAUUCUUCGCGAAAUUCUUUUUCUAAUUCUUCACUCAGUGAAGAGAUUGAUUAAUUGAUUGGUUCUUCCCUGACCGACCACAGAUCUGUCCCGUCCCUCCGGCGAAUCAUAGAGAGGGAGAGCGGAUAAUGGAUACGAUGAAUCAGGCGUUCGAGAAGGUGAAGAUGCUGGUGGGGAUGGAGGUGGAUGAGGAAUCCCCUCCACCAGCUGAUCCUGACUCCUUCUCUUUCAUGGACGACUUCAAUCGCCACUGCACCUUGUCCACCAAGCAGCGGUUUUAUGGCUUCGUCGUAUGUUUGGUUGCUGGACUAACUUGUACCCUCUUGUCGAUGCUUGUUUUCUUCAACCCAGUUAAAUUCGGGAUCACGUUCACUUUUGGGAAUAUGCUCGCUCUUGGGAGUACGGCAUUCCUCAUAGGCCCCAAGCGGCAGGUGAAUAUGAUGCUCGAUCCUGUUCGAAUAUAUGCAACAGCUUUAUAUCUUGCCAGCAUAAUAGUGGCAUUAUUUUGUGCUCUCUAUGUUCGUAACAAGCUGUUGACACUCCUGGCUAUCAUUCUAGAGUUUGGAGGGCUAAUAUGGUAUAGCUUGAGCUACAUCCCAUUUGCGCGAACUGUGGUGUCAAAGUUUAUGAUGGCUUGCUUUGACACUGAAUUCUAGGCCCUUGUGAAUGGGAGAAAAGCCCGGAUACAUCACUGCAGUCCUGUCAUGGCAGUUGGAACUCGGACUGCCUGAAGUUAGCGGCUUUUCUACGUGUAAAGUUUGAAGAUGCUGCAUGAAGCUUUUCGACAUAAUUCUGUGGAUGUGUAUUGAAGUUGAGAUCCCUUGUAAAAGAGGCCCACCUGGAAUUGCAGAGAGAACUGGGAAGAUGUGACAGCACAAAUCGGCUUGGUUACUUAUAAAGCUAACGUCCAAUGAAAGUUUGAGGUGUUGGGAAGGGAUGUGUUCAACCAAACAACAACGCAGUGAUUAAUCUUCCUCUC